Molecule: messenger RNA, 1596 nt
Organism: Didymodactylos carnosus
Lineage: Eukaryota; Metazoa; Rotifera; Eurotatoria; Philodinida; Philodinidae
Source: the annotation of a GenBank genome assembly
AUGGCACAUAGUUAUCCAGUCGAUGAAUGGCUUAAUAUUUUAGGCAAAAGUAGAGAUAGUGUUAAUGAAACGAAUCCUCCAACACUAAACUAUCACUAUGAUCAUAUAACCUGUGAAAAAAUAGUUGGUUUAUUAUUAAAUGUAAUGAAUCAAAUGCGUGAUGGAGAACAUGAACAUAUGAACCUUGUCGUGUGCCUGAUUAGCAGUUUAAUUGAAUGUAAAGAAUUUGAUGUUCAUGAUUUAUUUAACAAAUUUCAUUAUUCACUAUUGACUGAUGAAAAACAAGUAAGUUUUGAAGUUUUACACGGACAAAGUAAAAAGAAUAAGAGAAGCGACUUUAUUCAAAACAGUCAAUUACGAAACUUUGUUAUUAAUCAUGAUUACGAGUAUGCUCUGACUUAUUUUAUGCCAUUAUCAUUAUUUUAUUAUCGAUCACCUGGUGAUUGCGUUGAACUGGUGAAAAAAUGUGUUGUAUUAACCUACGGUGAGAAUGAACUUUUAUCAGAUGUAUGUCAAUAUUAUUCGACAAUCUUAUGUGGCGCAUUACAAAAUUUAACAAAAAAUGAUUUAUUAAACGAAGGUUUCUACGAAAUGUCUUUAAAGAAUAAUUGGCAUGCACCUCUUAAUACUACAGUUGAAAAAAUAGCCAAAGGAUCUUUCAAAACAAGAGAAUAUAUUCCUUUAUCAGACAAUCAUGAUAUAUCUGAUAGUUUAGCACUUGUCCUAUGGACGUUAUAUAAUGAUGAAAAUUCUUUAGAGAAUGGUAUAUUGAUAAUGAAGAAGAUGAAUAUCUCUCUCACCACCAUCAUUAUCUAUGUACAAAUGGCAAGUAUAUUAUAUGAUUCAAGUUUUAUUGAAGAUGAUACAAAUGGCUUAAUUAUUCAGCUUGGAAAAUGGUUAAAAUAUGCAGGUGAUUUUCAUCAUAUAAAUACGUCUGAAAUACAAAUUAAUUUUGAAAUGCAUAUAUCUGAACCAUCUUAUUUUGGUCGAAUAACACAAAAAGUAUGGGGUACACAUUCCAUUAUUGAAAUUGUACAAAAUAAAAUUAAUCUUGAUUCUUAUCUACCAAAUUCUCUUCAAGCAUUUCGUAUUCCAACAUUAAAAGAUAAAACAAAAAAAUAUUUUUUCUAUUCAAAACCCAUUAUUUGGACAUCACGUUCUCAAAUACAAGAAAAACGUCAUAUACUAUCAGAUCAAAAUGUCUCAGAUAUAUUUACCUAUGUUCAAACAGAUACAACGAUAAAAUCGAAUAGAUACAGUUUUGUUAUACUCAGUGAUCGUAUUAUUAUUGCACGUGUACCUGAAACAUACAAAUUUACUUAUCAUAUACUCAGUAAACAUAUUACGUUGUCUAAUCGUAGUUUAGAUGUACGAUUUGCUGGUGAAAUUUGGAAAGAUGAAAAUAACAAAAUAUAUAUUAAUAAUAAUAGUGGAACAUAUCGACCGCCAAACGACUUAAUUGAAUUGGCAACAGCGUAUCUCAAUCGAAUAUUUUCAAACAUGAAUAUUGAAGGCAGAACAUUUGACGAGAGUGCACGACCUCCUACAUUAACAAGAUGUCGAAGAAAAGUAAAAAGAAAAAUAUUAGCACGAUGA